This is a messenger RNA of Durusdinium trenchii, 850 nucleotides long. Lineage: Eukaryota; Dinophyceae; Suessiales; Symbiodiniaceae. The record is from the annotation of a GenBank genome assembly.
AUGGAUUUGGCAUAUGGCCAUUGCCACUUGCAGGAGUUGAAACAUAGCGGCUUGUGGAGUUAUUUUCCCUGGAUCUGGCAAACAGAGAAGAAGCGCUUUGGCAAGCGCUCUGCUGGUGAACGCUGGGUGGUUUUUCUGGAGGCCGCCACCAUGGUAGAUCCCAAAGCUUUGGAACUACUACUGGCCCAGUAUGACGCCAGAGAACCGUGGUAUCUUGGUCGUUCUCUUCAAGAUGAUCAGAUGUCAAUUAUUCAUCAUUAUCAACAAGAACCAGCUUACCCUCUAGUCCAUGCAGGCUUCGCUUUAAGCGGUGGGCUCUUGAAAAAGCUUCUCAAGGACUUGGAGGAGAAGCCGGUGGGAAGCGGACAGCAGAUCGAACCUGUUUGGGAGCUGGCCAGCCGACUGGGUCUCUUGACGCAGACGGGCCCUGAGACGGAGAUAGACCGAGAUCCGUGGGAGUGCGUUAUCGCUGUUAAGACGGUUGACAAGUUCCACCCAAUCCGUUUGCCGCUGUUGAAAGAGUUCUGGGCCGAUGAAAGCAUUGUGCAGGUGCUCUACAUGAGUAACACUGGUUCCUCAGCUGGAGCCAAGAUCAUCGACCUGAGCGUCGACUUUGGCGACAUGGUGGACCCCAAGAAAGAGUCCAACAAACAGGGGAGUGGCCAUUGCACAAAGAUGCAAGCAAUACUCAGGUAUUUGCACCGCUUCGAGCCUGACCGGCGGUGGUACGUGGUCACGGAUGAUGAUACCUUGGUGAACGUCCCUCGCUUGCUGCGGGUCUUGGACUCUCAUGAUGACCGGGAGGCCAUCUACUUGGGGGAGCGCUAUGGGUGGUCUCACAUGCAGGACG